AUGCCAAGACACCCUCGUGACAGGUGGGAGUUCCCAAAUGGCCCCGAUGACCAUCGUUUUGCCUAUCGCUUUGACAAUCCAGGCCCGUUAGGUUACGAUCAGGGUCGGGAGCGUCCCUACAGCUGGUAUGAUCCUUACUAUCCGGAAGCUAGAGAAGAAUUCAGUUAUAGGGAGAGAUCCCCGUUGAGAAGGUACAGCAAUCCCCCUGACCCUCAUCAUUAUGGAGGUAGCUACGGGCCGUACGAUUACGCCGAUGUAUACAGGAGGCGCCCCGAUUACGAUCCACAAUCCUAUCCAACGCAUGGCGAUUUUCUGCAGAACGACGAGGAAAACGUAGAGGACUUAGUGCCAGAAGAGAGUCAGGAAGAAGAAUGGGAAGGCGAUGAUGAGGAUCUUGUCGUAAUCAGGCGUCCAUGGCGACCGCGUAGUGGAAAUUCAAAUACCGACGGCAAGACGAAUACGUCUCAGACGACCGGGGUCGGAUCAAGUGGGGCCGGCACGAGUGGAGCCAGUACGAAUAGGGACGGGGCGAACGAAUCAAGACAAAACGCGCCGACGGAAGCAAGCACAGAGCACGCGUUAGUCCCAGAACCUAGAGUACAAACCCAACAGCCAGACGACGAGACAAGAAUUAUUCCGCUUUCGAUUAUCCCAGGACAAAUCUGUCAAGAAAUCGCGUCUUUACUCGCUUCCGGAGUGUCCACGGCCGAAUCAAAGGAAAUAUCGAAAUCAUUUCAACUCAAAUUCGAGGAGGAAGACCUCUCGAUUUUGCCGCCGAAGUUAGAUGGUUGGAUGAGCCGCCGGGCGAAAGAAAAGGUCGUUUUCAAACUCGUUAGCGCCAGAGAAGAAGCGCUCGUGAACACUCAGCUGAAGAUUAUGGACAUUGGCCCACCUCUCAUCGAUAUGUAUACGAGGUUGUCUGCCUUGAAUGAUGAAUCGCGUGAAACCGCACGUAUGCGUGGUUCUAUCCAAGCCGCUUUACGACAGUGGGGCCGGGCGUUCGCGCAUAUUUCAAAAAAACGCCGCGAAGCAGUAGUCAGCGUCACUGACCCCAGGGUAGGCUAUCUACUGAAAGACGAUAACGUCUUCGUUUCCGGAAAGGAGGCCCGCGAGCUCCUGUUCACCGGAAAAUUCCUUGAUCUCAUGUUGAAAGAGGCGAAUCAAGAUGAAACCUUGGCGAGACGGGAUAAGGCGGUUGCGGCCGCAACCCGUGGUCGGAGAAAUCCAGUUCGGUCGACCAGGAGGGACCAGCCGAGAGAUACUCCAGGCCGUCAAGUACAUUUUGCGGACCACCAGCAAAACGAUCGUGGCAGAGGACGCGGCCGGAGAGGUUUCGUGGAUUUUAGAGGCACCCGCGGACGCGGUGGCGCCAGUAGAAGGUACGAAUUGUCCCCCUUGAUACCUUCUAGCCCUUAUUCAUGUAGCCAGUCCCCCGAAAGCGUUAAGGUUGGGGCUAGAUUGCUAGAUUUUGCACAUGUUUGGGCUACCAUAACAGACGACCCGUGGGUACUAAACACGGUUAAGAAUGGGCUAGUAAUUAAUUUUUUGUCUCAACCAGCACAAAAUUUUUUGCCUCACGAUGUCGUGAUGUCGGACGAAAUGCAGUCAGUCUGCAAUUCUGAACUUUCUAGUCUUUUAAAAAAAGGGGCAGUUACGGAAGUAACAGAUGGAUCAGAUGGUUUCGUGUGUUCUUUCUUUUGUGUCCCAAAGAAAAGCGGGGGUUUUAGGCCUAUUGUUAAUCUCAAGCCACUCAAUCGUUUCAUUGUCUACGAACACUUUAAAAUGGAGAAUCUAGAGACGGUUCGUUAUUUAGUCAGGGAAGGGGAUUGGUUCAUAAAAUUAGACCUCAAGGACGCCUAUCUGACGGUACCCGUGAAUAGCUCACAGCAGAAAUAUCUCAGAUUCGCAUGGAAAGGUAGGGUAUACCAGUUUAGAUGCAUGGCCUUCGGUCUCUCUCCCGCCCCUAGGAUUUUUACAAAAAUCCUGAAAGUAGCAGUGGCCUUUUUAAGAAGACGGGGCAUUCGGAUAGUCGUUUAUCUUGACGAUUUUUUAAUAAUGAACGAUUCGGAGGAAGGUGCGCGCGCAGAUUUAGAAACCGUUUUACGUUUAUUACAGUCCCUGGGUUUUCUAAUAAAUUGGGAGAAAUCUGUCACCACUCCAUCUAGGGUUAUGGAAUACUUGGGAAUGGUCAUAGAUUCGGUACGUUUAUCAUUCGCUCUCCCUCCUAUUAAGGUCCAAGAAGUCAAGAAAAUGUGCACAAACGCUCUGAAUACGGGGCAAGUCCCUCUUCGAGAUGUUGCGUCCAUUUUAGGCAACUUUACGUGGGCGAUCCCUACCAUACCUUUUGCCCAGUCGCACUAUCGGAGCAUGCAGAGAUUCUAUAUAAACGAAUCUCAGAAAGCGCUAGGCGACCUCAGCGUUAAAUGUGUUCUCUCAGUCGGGGCGAGAUCUGACUUGGAAUGGUGGGUAGCCAAUCUCGAAGAAGCGAACGGGAAAGAAUUUUUUCCAAAAAUAGCGGAUAUUGAAAUUUUUUCGGACGCGUCGCGCUCAGGCUGGGGGGCCGUCUGUGACGGAAUAACAACGCGAGGGCCUUGGACGACGGAUCAAUCGACUUUGCAUAUCAACUGUCUUGAGCUACUGGGCGCUUUAUAUGCUUUACAAUCAUUUGCCAAAAACGCGCACGGCCUUUCCAUAAGGAUACACUUAGAUAAUUCCACUGCAGUUUGCUAUAUAAACAAAGGAGGGGGUACCAAAUCCACUGAAUUAACAAAGAUAGCGAAAGAACUAACUAGUUUUUGCGAGCAGCGGGAAAUAUCAAUCGUAGCGACUCACUUGGCGGGGGUGCUCAAUAUUGAGGCAGAUAGGGAAUCAAGGGCCACCAGCGACGCGAGCGACUGGAUGUUGGAUCGCGCAAUAUUCAGGAAAUUACAGAUCGUAUGGCCGACCGAGAUCGACUUAUUCAGCUCAUUUUGGAACGCCCAGUUGCCCACUUACGUUUCGUGGCGACCACAACCCGAAUCAACGGCGAUAAAUGCUUUCUCUAUUAAUUGGUCGGGAAGGAUGGGAUACGCGUUCCCCCCAUUUGCCUUGCUUUCUAAAUGUCUUGAAAAAAUUAGAAAGGAAGCAGCUAAUAUCGUUAUGGUUUGUCCAGUCUGGCCAGCGCAACCUUGGUUCCCAGUUCUACUAGAACUAGCGUGCGACGUCCCAGUCCUCCUACAACCAGCCCCCAGUCUUUUGACGUCAGCGAAGGGAGAGCCACACCCCCUAUUGGAGACAGGCGCACUUCAGUUAGCCGCCUGGAUGUUAUCCGGCGAGAGUUCCGCCGGAAGGGAUUUUCGGAACCACUGGUCGAUUUACUCGUGGCCGGCAACCGAGCUACAACACAUUCGACAUACGAGUCGGCAUGGCGAUGUUGGAAUAAUUGGUGUGUUCGACGGGGUGAGAAUUCCUUGUCGAACUCUUUAAAUUCCGUAUUAGAAUAUUUGGCCGGAUUGCA
This is a messenger RNA of Daphnia pulicaria, 3496 nucleotides long. RefSeq lists its product as uncharacterized. Bases 1 to 3465 code for a protein of 1154 amino acids. Gene Ontology annotation, molecular function: nucleic acid binding. The transcript has a single exon. The record is from RefSeq and is a predicted model, not a curated record. NCBI's taxonomy places the organism in Eukaryota, Metazoa, Arthropoda, Branchiopoda, Diplostraca, Daphniidae.